Tetranychus urticae (two-spotted spider mite) is the source of this 1296-nucleotide messenger RNA. RefSeq lists its product as uncharacterized. NCBI's taxonomy places the organism in Eukaryota, Metazoa, Arthropoda, Arachnida, Trombidiformes, Tetranychidae. The record is from RefSeq and is a predicted model, not a curated record.
AUGUUGUCAGUCUAUAUCGUUCCAGUGUUACUCUCUAUCUUAUGCAUAAGCCAAGUUUACUCGGCUGACUCAAAGUUUCCUGGUUACAGCCAUCAAAUACUUGAGAUUGAUUUCAAUACUUUGAGAGGAUUGCUUGCCGAAGAAAAGCUUGGUGACAAUGUGAAACGAUCAUCAUCAGUUAAUCCUGGUUCAGCUGCUUUAUUGCCUGGAAAUACUGGUAGCCAAAGUCCUAUCUCUUUACCUUCCAACAACCAAUACUCCUCGCUUCCAAUCCCAAUGUACCUUCGUAACCCCAGUCCAGUUAAGAAGCCAUCUUGUGAAAACUCUCAGAAGGUUCUCAGAACUCCUUUAGCUGCUGCCUCGUCUGCUGUAUCUGCAACUCAUUAUGGACUUUCAUCUGCUUCAGUAUCACCUGUACCAUCAGCAGGACAACAAAGUGAAAUAGCUAGAAAUCGUUAUUCAACUUUAACUCGUACUUAUGCCGAUUCUGCCGUUAAACCUGUCUCAAAUCAAACCUUGUCAUCACAAGCAUCAGUUCCCGUCGAAUAUGCAAAAUCUGCUGAAAUUCAUUCUGCAGAAACUGCAUCCAAUGGUGCUUCUACUGUCCUCGCUCAAGCUGGUUACGCUGCUGUUAGUCCUAACUCUCAUCUUGCCAUUGCUGCUCCAACAAGUGCAUCUGGUUAUGAUUCAGGAAAUAUGCAAGCUUUGGGUCAAGGUGCUUCAGUUGCUAAAUUACCAGGAUUGAAACCUCUUGCAAUUGAGGAAAAUCAAAAGGCCGCUUUCCAAGAUUUCACCGGAGCUUUGGAGAAUCACGAAUUUAAACCAUUGACUAAUCAAGAUGUUUACAAUUUACCAGUCGUCAGUCAUUCAGCUUUAACUGGUGGUGCAGUCUCAGCGCCUCAAUCUCAAGGAGCUUAUAAAAGUUACUCAAAUCAAGGCAACAACAAUUAUGGCGCCAGUCCCAACCAAGGUUACAUGAAGCAAUAUAAUGGAUACUCAGAAGCUGCAGCUCCACCAAGUUAUAACGAAGCUCCAGCAAUGAGCUCUUCAUACGGUGGUUUAAGCGACUCUCAAUCUUAUGGUGGUCAAUAUUAUGGUGGAGCCAAUUCAGCACCAUCAUAUGGUGUCUCUUCCAACGGACCCAAUACUCAAUCAUAUGGAGGAGCACAAAAUGUUGGACAAUAUUAUAAUAAUGCUCAAAGUGGAGUCGGUCAAUCAUACGGUUAUCCAUCUGGAAGCUAUGAAAGCUCUGAUAGCCAAGGUUGGAAUAGUCCUCUUCGAGCUUUUAUUAAGUAA